Molecule: messenger RNA, 5643 nt
Organism: Brenthis ino (lesser marbled fritillary)
Lineage: Eukaryota; Metazoa; Arthropoda; Insecta; Lepidoptera; Nymphalidae
Source: the annotation of a GenBank genome assembly
AUGGACAUCAACGAAGGAACAGCUACUGAAGACUUAUGGACGCCAUAUAAAGAGCUGGCUGCAGUUGUAGAAAACUACCUGACAAAUGAGGGUAGUGGAGCUCCUUAUGCAGUUCACACAUUUGAAUCAGUUCUUAGAAGACAUAAACAAACAUUCUUGUCAUUACUUAAAAAUCCUGCUAAAAAUCCAGCUAGUCGAGAGGAAAUAAAAAGAGGAAUUACUGAAGGUGUGAAUCUUCCCAGUGUGGGUAGAACACUUCUGUCAAAGGAACUAGUAGAUGAAGCUGUUAUCAUAUCUGAUAUGUACAAUGCAAAUGAAUAUGCCUGCUUGGAGUUACUACAUACUGCACAAAGGCAAAGUUCUAGACGACCAGGGUUGGCUCGCGGUCUUCUGGCUGUGUUGCUUUAUUAUGAUGGCAAAAGAGCAUUGGUACAGGCUUUGAAAGAGCUUGUUAUGGCCAGAGAUGGUGUUUCUUGGUCAAUAAGCGCUCGUGAAGAAGUAAUAUCAUAUGUGUCACGGUAUGUGGGGCAGUUGGUAUCUGAUGGGUUACUUGGUGGAGUACUGGACUCACUACGUAGAUGUGAUCUUGACAAUGAACUGGAAUUACUACGUCGAAAUCGUGCAUUGCCCCCUAGAAAGCAUUAUGUCAAAUUGCUGGCCACCAUACAAACUACUCGAAAAUUAUUGGCUGGUGUUGUGUUUGCUGCAUCUGCACAGAAAGGUCUAGAAAGAGAUAUACUGUUGAGACUUCUGUCAGAGCAAAUGACGUCACCUUCAAGAGGCCCUACAGGUGCUCUAGAUGAAAUUUCACUCGCCCUACAAAUGGCUUUGCUUUAUGCCUUAGACUUGUCUGUCUUGCACAGACGAGAAGAUGGUGAAGAACUUGCAAAGAAACUCCCAUUAAUCCAAGACCAAGACCUUAUAUCAGUGUUACUGGACCAGCUAUCUCCCCCCUCGCAACAAAACCAGACUCAGGAAGAAGAAAAACCGAAUGGGCUGAAGGCAUUAUGCCAGUUGUCCUUAGGCUUAGCGCUAGCUGCGCUAAAGAGGGCUCCAGUGUCUUUGCUGAGACGAGCUGAGCCUAAAACAGAGUUGUUGGAUCAAGAUGAGAUGCUGGUGGAUGCUGCAAUUGAUGGUGGGGUAUUCGAGUAUCUCGAUGAUGCUAUACUGUCUACAGACCUCGUGGCAUCAGAAGAGUACUACCAGAGGCGCAUCCACUCGCUCAUAACAGACUUUAUUGUCUUAAUGCAUUCCAAACUUAUGGAGAUGAGGGUGAAGGCGGAGGAGGCGGCGCGCGCAGCGCAGAUGUACGCGGCGGAGGGGCUGACGCCGGCGCCGUCGCCGCAGCGCAGCCGGCUGGAGGCGCUGCUGCGCUGCGUGGAGCGCCUGUACGCGCGCGACCCGCUGCACCUGCGCCGCGACUACUGGCUCGCCUGCGACGCCAACCACCACUCCUACAGGGCGGGCGGGCGGUCGGCGACGCUGUACAAGUUCGUGCGGCUGUCGGGCGAGGUGGUGGUGGCGGCGCUGCUGCCGGCGUACCUGCGCGCGCUGGCGGCGCUGGCCGUGCCGCGCCACACGUGGGCGCUGCUGGCGCGCCGCGACGCGCUUUCCGCGCACCAUCUGCUCACCGCGCUGUCGCUUUACUACAGGAAUCUCCGAGCUGACCCUGCGCCGUUUGCAGACCACAGGCACUCGUCGUCCCUAGGCGCGUCGGCGAUAGUGACGCCCGCGGCGCGUCCCGGGAGACUUCUAGUUAGGCAAGAAGAGGUUGAGGCAAUGAUCGCCGCUUUAAAGUUAAUAGCAGCCGUUGCGAGAGAAGAUGAAGCUGCGUGUGUCAGCAUUUGUGAGAACUUGCAGUGGGAUGCUGUGAAUUGCAUGUUUGGUCUGAUCUGCUGCCACGUGCCGCUGGCGCUGAAGGCGGAGCUGUGCCUGACGCUGGCGGCGCUGGGCGGCGCGGGCGCCACGGCCGGCCGCGUGUGGGCCGCGCUCGAGGCCGCGCAGCUCGUGUCCGCCGCCAAGGACAAGAGGGCGCUCAACGCUGAGUUGCAGGAGGUGGAGUGUCGCAUGGAGGAGUACCCGCUGUCGCGCGCGUUCCUCGUGCUACUGGACGCUCUGUGCGCGGCGGCGCCGCUGCCGCGCGCGCUGGGCGCCGGCGCGCGCCCUCCCGGCCUCGACCCCUACCUGGACCACGCGCUCGCCCGCCUGGCGCUGCCCGCGCCGCACCGCCCCUACGCCAGGCCCUACGAGAAGUGGCAGAUGCUCUCGCUAUGCUUCCGCCUGUUCGCGCGCUGGCUGGAGGCGUACGAGCCGUCGCCGGCGGACUUCCCGCCGCCCGAGCGCGAGCCCGACGCCUGCCCGCCGCCCGGCUUCCGCCUGCUGCUGCAGCUGCACAGCAACUCCGACUUCCUGCGCCUCGUGCUCAACACUCUCGACGAGGCGCACGAACUGAUGGACCGCCAGGACGUGCCUGAACAGGUGUACGUGCACCAGACGCUGGUGAGCACGCUGCAGCUGCUGGAGCGCGCGCUGGCGCUGGAGCGCGCGCUCAACAGCGCGGCGGCCGAGGCGGGCCGCGCCGUGCUCGUCGUCGGCCUCUCCAAGCUCAUACUGGAGCCGCACGGGCCCGAACACAGCGACCGGCUGGUGACGUGCUGCAAGGUGCUGGAGCACGUGGGCGCGCUGCCGGCGGCGGCCGCGCGCGCCGUGGCGCUGCUGUGCCGCGCGCUGCAGGCGCCGUCCUGCGCGCGCCACCUGCUGGCCGCGCUGCUGCACCGGCACGACCUCGCCGUCGACAUACGUCACGGAUUCGUGGAGUGCCUAGAGGCGGAGGAGUGGGCGGGCGGCGAGGGCGGCGAGGGCGGCGCGGCGGCGGUGCGCGCGGCCAAGGAGGGUGUGGUGCUGCUGCUGCUGCAGCUGCUGCCCGUCGCGCCGCACUCGCUCGCGCACUUCCUACUCGGGUACAACCUCAGUGACGAUAUCUCUCGCAGCGUGCUGCAGGAGGCGGGCAGCGCGGGCGCGCCGCGCACCUGCCUGCACUCCAUACUGGACAUGCUCGAGGCCUACAUAGCGCCCAGCGGCACCAACAAAGAAGCGACGACGCUGAUAGAGAGCUGCUACCGGCUGGUGUACUGGGUGUGCGCGCGGCCCGCCACGGCGCCGCCCGCGCUGCGUCUGCUGCGCGCGCGCGACUACUUCCUCGCCAGGCACGCCAAGGCCGUCGUCAACCUCGAGAGCGCGUCGGUGGCGACGAUCUCGGCGCGGUCGUGGGCGCUGCGCGCAUGCGCGUGCGAGGCGGGCGCGGCGGGCGCGGGUCGCCACCGCGCCGCGCUGGCCGCGCUGCUGGCCGCGCUCACGCGCACUGAUCACCACGCGGCACAGGAGUGGGAGUGGUGCGUGGUGCGGCGCGCGCUGGAGGCGCUGCCGGUGAGCGUGGCGCCGUGCGCGGAGCCGCGCUGGGAGCUGUUCCACGCCCACCAGCUGCGCCGCGCCAUCGACGAGUGCGACCUGCCCACCGGCCUAGGCGGGAAGCGCAUCAGCGUGUCGCGCGUGCACGCGCUGUUGGCGCGCGAGCUGGCGUCGCUGCGCGCGUCGGCGCCGCAGCGCGGCCUCGUCGCCAUGGAGAUACAGAAGGUCUUGGACUAUGUAACAGAAGUGAAUAAACAACGCAAUCUGGCGGCCACACUGACACACUACUACGACUCAUGGCGGCAACUCACUGAGAUAUUAUUCUGUGUUGCUCCUCAAGACCUAUUGAACUUGGAAGCCAGGAAGAACCUGCUCCUCAACAUCCUCCAGGACCUCCUCAACAAAAUACCACCAGCUGAAGUUCUUCCACAAAUAGGAAAUCUAGCUUCGGGCACAGUAUUACUAUUGCUAGUUUAUCUGCGGCAUUGUUUCAUACUUCAGAAGAGAGAAUCAUCGUUGAAGUCAGCAGAAUUCGAAGCGAGCUUCUUCGGCCCUUCAAACCAAAUAAUGCAAACCAAAUCGCUGACUCUAAAAUUCAUUUUACACAAAAUUCUAAGUUGGAUACUAGCUUCCGGCGCUUCGACGCAAAAAAUGCGAGUGAAUUUGUACGGAGCGCUGUUAAACUUCCUCAAUAUAGUGAACUUGAAGGCGAGUCCCGCGGAUCCGGAAGAGGAAAUGAACGCGACGUACGUGAGUCGACUCGAUAGUUCCAAAAUAAGACCGAGAGAAGAAUCGAGUUUGAAAUCGAUGGCGAUAGAUGUUAUAAACGGUUUCGGCGAGAACUUGUGUUCGAUUGUGUGCAGCGACUGCAUCGGCGGCGGCCAUGACGUGUGCCGUAUGGUGGCGCUGUCGUGCCUCGACACGCUGCUCGAGAUCAACCCGGGAACGGACUGGCUAAACACCUUGAUCAAUCAAGGGUACUUGAGGAGUUUGAUUGAUAGCUUGUUACAAGAUGAUGAGGGUUUGAAAGAGGCUCUAGAACCGAACCCGAAGUCCCUCCGCGUGCUGUACGUGUACGAGUCGAAGAUGGCGCUGCUGAUCAAGCUGGCGGGCAGCCGCGUGGGCGCGGAGACGGUGCUGGCGCAGGGCGCGCUGGCGGCGCUGGGCGCGCUGCGCGUGCUGGGCGCGCACCCCGACGUGCACGCGCCCGCCGCGCACGCCGCCGACUUCGUGCCCUCCGUCGCCGAUAGGUUCCGUCAGAUCCUGGUGCCCGCGCUGGCGCUGUGCGACGCGCUGCUGACGACGCUGGGCGCCGCCAACCACAGCGCGGUGCUGCACGUCGCGCACCUGCUGCUCGCGCACCUCGAGUGCGUCGACACCGUGCUCAGGGCGGCGCACCCCUCCUCGCCGCCGGGGCUGCUGCGCGAGCUGGAGGCGCUGACGUCGGUGGUGGCGCGCACGGCGGGCCCGGCGCUGGCGGGCGCGGCGGACACGGCGCUGGCGGGCGCGGCGGCGGGCCUCCAGCGCGUGCAUUACCUGGCGCUGGCGCUGCUGCCGCGCUUCCACCGCCCGCCACAGCUCGCCGAGCCCCACGAAGAGGACGCGCUGCUGUACUAUAAGAUCGUGUGGAAUCUACUGCUGUUCGCGCGCAACACGCUGGACGAGUCCGGCGGCGGCGGGGGCGGCGGCGCGGCGCUGGCGGAGGGCGCGCGCGCCGCCGGCGCCGCCGCGCUGCCGCUGCUGCAGGCGCUGCUGCAGCGCUGCGCGACGCACGCCAAGCUGCUCGACACUGUGCAGCACCAGCUGCACACUGUGCCCACCAUGACGCUCGCCGACAUGAGCAAGUUGCUGGGGUCGGAGCCGCCGCCCGCUUCGCCGGUGGAGGCGCGCGCCGCCGUGCUGGCGCAGCUGCGCGCACGGUGCGCCGCCCGCCGCCGCGCGCUGCUCGCCUGCACGCACGCCGCGCACGCCGCGCUGCAGCUGCUGGCCGCGCACGCGCGCCGAACGCGCGCCGCCGCCCUGCGCGCGCUCCAUGGCGACGCGCUAAACAAAUCCGUGGCGCUGCACAACGCGGCGGGCGAGGAGGCGGCGGCGCUGCGCAAGGAGCUCGUCGCCGUCUUCAACGAGCGGUUCAUCGACGAGCUCAUGGACACUGUCAAGAACCAGCCAGACAUGCAGCGCGGCUUCCUCGAAGUACUCGUCAAAGAUAUCAAGAUUAUGAUUCAAUUCUCGCCU